GCCUCAUGAUUGGACCAUCCAUCCAAAACCACCACUGCUCCGUACUUUCUUUUUAUCAUUCAUCACUUUCCCCCAUUCAUUCAACAAUGCUCUGGAAAUCUCUCUCAGUUAUAACACUAUCACUUAUAACUGUCAUAACCGGAGCUCCACAACAGCGGCCAUUUAUGCUUCCAGAAGAAGCUCAUGGCCAAGUAUGGUCAUUGUGCGGCGAUUCGUCAUCGCACUUACUCCGGUCAUACAAAGGAGGAGUAUCAGUCAUCCCGGAAUAUCCAAAAGUUGGAGAGGACAUUCAAGUCAUUGUCAACGGAUACUUGGAUUCCGACGUCCAGGGUGGUAAUAUUGGAGUAGAUUUGAAGUUGUUGUCAUUGAUCAAAGUUAACAAGCAGUUAGACCUUUGUGGAGCCUUGAACUCAGAUAUUAUGGGUUAUCAAGACUGUCCACUAAAAGCUGGUGAGCUUACACUUAAGGCACACGCUUAUAUUCCCAAAGAUGUCCCAAAGCUUCCGCUGAACGGCGAUAUCCACAUCACUGACCAAAAUGGCAACACCGUCACCUGUAUUCACCUCGAUUUUAAACUACAAUGAUAUAUUUAACAGGGAUUCUAACAUCCUUUUGUAAUUAUGAAAUAAAUGUCUGUACAUGCUCUAAACCAAGUUUUCAGUAACUCAUUCCAACAGGUUGAGUAAUGGCAAACUUUUGCUCCACUUUAAGGACGCUAGUGACGACGCGGAACUUGGCCCGCA
This is a messenger RNA of Umbelopsis ramanniana AG, 743 nucleotides long. RefSeq lists its product as uncharacterized. The record is from RefSeq and is a predicted model, not a curated record. Lineage: Eukaryota; Fungi; Mucoromycota; Umbelopsidomycetes; Umbelopsidales; Umbelopsidaceae. The transcript has 2 exons. Bases 6 to 584 code for a protein of 192 amino acids.